AUGGGUAAUGAGACAUCAACUCUCUCGUCAACCACAACUUCAACUUCAAAAACCACCACCACCACAACUACAUCGACGACGACAACUGCCGAGCCAACGACCACUUUUGAAACAACGACUUGGUUCGACGAUUUGACCGAUGUGAAGUGUGGAUUCUGCAAGAGUCGAUUUUGCACUGCUGUUAGCAAUUUCGCUCAGUUUUCGGAUCAUUUGCUCGACGGAGAUCACGUGAUUGACAUCAAAUUCCCAAAUGGCUGGGGAAUCGACAGUAACUGGUUUCUAGAGCUGUAUCUUUCCGGAAAUCUUGAGCCGCUGGGAGUCAAGGGUGGAAUCAAGAAUGGGUACAUUUUGGACCAAUCGGAAUUGCAAACUGCUCUACGAGUCUGUCUAGCAGACGAGUAUGAGAAUGCAGGAAAGAUUUUUAUGAAACUGAACGGAGGAAUGCCCUGGAUUGAAGAGACUCUUCUGUGCAAUUGUAGAGAAAAGUCGACUACAGAAGGUCUCACUUCUUCGGCAACAACGACAGAAGCCACCACAACAAAAUCGAUCCAAAAUCCUUCGGCUUCGACAACAAACGAUAUGAAGACAACAAUAACGACAAAAAUAAUGGCGACAACAGAAUUUCAAACAAGAACGCAGCCAGAAACAGAAAACACCACAACAGACUCUCCAAGUCAGCAAACGACAACAACGUUUUGGACAAGAUCCGCUCCAAAGAAAAUUCUAACGAAAGAAAUUCAUCCAACCAGCACCGAAUCAUUUUCAACAUCGCCCUCCAAACCGGCGCCAACGACAACGGAGGCCGAAACCACUUCCCAAGAAAGCACAACCUGGACAACCUCAACGCCAUAUUUCCAGCCAACAACGAGUUAUUAUUUUACAACUCGAAAUAUAUUGCGCUGGUACAAAAGGCAUUCAAAAUGGCGGCAUUUCUUGAACUGA
Messenger RNA from Oikopleura dioica, 942 nucleotides. The record is from the annotation of a GenBank genome assembly. NCBI's taxonomy places the organism in Eukaryota, Metazoa, Chordata, Appendicularia, Copelata, Oikopleuridae.